This is a messenger RNA of Phasianus colchicus (ring-necked pheasant), 1679 nucleotides long. RefSeq names its product cAMP responsive element binding protein 3 like 2 (gene CREB3L2). Gene Ontology annotation, biological process: regulation of transcription by RNA polymerase II. Lineage: Eukaryota; Metazoa; Chordata; Aves; Galliformes; Phasianidae. The record is from RefSeq and is a predicted model, not a curated record. Gene Ontology annotation, molecular function: cAMP response element binding; DNA-binding transcription factor activity, RNA polymerase II-specific.
GCGGCCUCGCAGCGGCGCCGGUAGCGGCGGCGGGCGGCCCAUGGGAGUGGGCGGCACGGCGUGAGCUCGGGCGCGGGGCAGCCGGGGCCGCCAUGGAGGUGUGCGAGAGCGGCGAGCAGCCGCCGCUGCUGCAUUGGGAUCGCAAGCUGAGCGAGCUGUGCGAGCCCGCCGACCCCGACACCCUGCUGGGCCACACGCACUUCACAGAGUUCCUGGAUGAGUUCUCACCAGAUGUCCUAGGCCAGCUCUUGAACGAUCCCUUCUUGUCUGAGAAGAAUGAAGUGAUGGAGGUGGAACUGUCUCCAGCAUCCCCAGCACCACUCAUCCAGGCAGAGCACAGCUACUCCUUGUGUGGGGAUUCCCGGCCCCAGUCACCGCUGACCCACAUCUCGACUGAUGACAACUUUAAUGAAGGUGACCUGGAAAAUGAGGACUGGUGUCUGGGUUCAGAACUGACUCCAGCAGCAAUAAAGACUGAACCAGCGUUGUGCGAGACGUCAGGCCUUGCUCCCUCUGUCAGUCUCACUGUCACUGCCAUGUCACUGGACGGGGAACAAGCUGAGCUGCAUACUGAUGCCCUGAUGAAACCACUGAGCCAGAAAGCUCUUCCAGAGAUUAAAUUGGAGCCUCAUGAAGUGGAUCAGUUUCUGAAUCUCUCUUCUAAGGAAGCAGUUGAUCCCCUGCAUUUGCCUCCAACCCCUCCCAGCAGUCAUGGCAGUGACUCUGAGGGAGGGCAGAGCCCAGCUAGAUCUCUCCCUCCUUCAAGCCCAAUCCAGCUGCAAGCCGCAGCUAAAGUGGCAUCACGCACAGCUUCAGCACUCUCCAAUUCCCCUCUCCUGACUGCACCACAUAAAUUGCAGGGGACUGGUCCACUCAUCCUGACAGAGGAGGAGAAGAGGACGCUGAUAGCAGAGGGGUACCCAAUCCCUACCAAACUGCCCCUGACAAAAGCAGAGGAGAAAGUGCUGAAGAAAAUCCGCAGAAAAAUAAAGAACAAGAUCUCUGCCCAGGAAAGCAGAAGAAAAAAGAAAGAAUACAUGGACAGUCUGGAAAAAAAAGUUGAGAACUGUUCAAACGAAAACAGUGAGCUACGUAAGAAGGUUGAAGUCCUGGAAAGUACUAACAGAACACUUCUGCAGCAGCUGCAGAGACUCCAGGCCAUGGUUGCUGGGAAAGUGUCCCGUUCAUGUAAGGCAGCUAGCACACAGACAGGGACCUGUCUUAUGAUGGUGGUGCUGUGCUUUGCAGUUGUUUUUGGCAGCUUUUCUCAGAGCUAUGGACCAUAUCCUUCUGCUACAAAGAUGGUGUUGCCCAGGCAGCAUUCCUCGCCAGAGUCCUACACAGACUCCAUUGUGAGGUCACGGAGUCUGCUAAUUUAUGAAGAGCCUCACCAACUGGAGGAGUCGUCAAGCCCAAUCUCAUCUGCAGAUCGAAACGACAGGCAUGCAGACACCACCAAGUACUCAGCACUAGCUCUGGAAGCUGUGCCGGUGGUGCAGCGGGAUGAUAUCAUGGAGUUCACAAUAGCCAACGAGACACGGCUAGAGAAAUCAGUGCUUCUGGGCCUACAGCAGCACAGAGUCAACUCUGAAAUGGAAGGAAAUGAAACACUGAAGAUAAUUGAAAUAGAUAGAAGAGUCAAUGCCACCUCUUAAAAAUAAAAAGGCCUUUUUUCUUGA